GAUUUUAUUUUUAAUUUUUCACUUUGUAAUGGGGUCAAAAAUCCAAAAACUUUAAUACCGUACAAAAAUACACUUUCCUGAACGAAAUGCAACUAUUCAAACUUUCAUUUAAAUGUCCUAUGUCUAUGACUUCACAGUUUCACGAAUUUCACAACUUUUGCGAGAUGUUGUUUGACUAACCUAAAAAUUGUUGAACAAAAUGCCCCUUGCAAAUAGUUCUAAUUUGAACGCCUUUCUUGGUGCUGCAGUCUUGGGUGUCAUUAGUGCAGCUGGUAUGUACCUAGUGGAACACUACAGACAAGAGAAGACCAGGCAUCAGAUGGCCAAAGAUCUAGCUCGUUUGGAUCAAGAGCUAGGACAAGUACGGAGAGAGUUAGAUCAACUAUUAACUAAGAAAAGAACUAAGCCACACAAAGCUAGAGGAAGUAAGACUGUUAGUAAGGCAAAUUCAAUGAUAUCUGGCAGUGAAGACUACAUGAGUGCUAGUAAUUUAGACAGUUCUGAUCUAGAAUUCUAUGACCUUAGUGAUGAUGAACCUACUGUCACCAGCUCCACUGAUUUAGAAAAAGCUCUCAAACUCAUAGAUCAGAAAUUGAAUACAGGAUCAUUGGAACAGCUGGAAGAUGCACUAGGAAACCUAAGAGACUUAUGUAUGGAAUACCCUGAACACACUGAACUAUUGUGGAGAAUUGGCAAGGCCCAUCACAAAAUAGCUGAUUGUUGUGAUGACCAAAAUUUCAUAAGAGAGCAGAUAUCUAAAGGUAUUGAUGCUUGUGAACUGGCUCUAAAGUUGAAGACUGAUUGUCCUGAUAUCCACAAGUGGUAUGCAAUUCUGGUAGGCUCAAGAAGUGAAUAUGUGUCACUGCAAGACAAAAUAAGUGAUGGCCACUUGUUCAAAAAGCAUGUUGAUGCAGCCCUAGCUCUGAAUCCUUCAGACCCUUCCUUGCACCAUAUGCUAGGAAGAUUUGAUUAUGAAAUAGCUGGAUUGAAAUGGUAUGAGAGAAAAGUUGCAGCAGCUCUUUUUGGUGAGCCCCCUAAUGCAACCUACACAGAAGCACUAGAGCACUUUAUGGAAGCAGAGGAAUUAGCAAAUUUUGAAUGGAAAGAGAACAAGAUGAUGAUAGCCAAAUGCAAGGUUGCUAUUGGGGAGUACAAAGAAGCAGUAGAAUGGCUUGAAAGGGCCAAUGGUUGCAAACUGGGAGACAAUUCAGAUGAUAAGAUAGAUACAGAGGUGAACAUAUUAUUAGAUAAAUACAAGAGUUACAAAUAGUUAGGUACUGGAUUAUUAAUAUUUCAAAUAAUUGGUGUUUUGUUUCUGUUGUAAUUGUUCAAUUUUUGUAGAUAUUUUAGCUGACAGGUGAUGUUUUUUUUAUUCAUUCCAUUUUAAUUCUGACAAUAUAUUAUACAAGUUU
Messenger RNA from Phaedon cochleariae (mustard beetle), 1412 nucleotides. Lineage: Eukaryota; Metazoa; Arthropoda; Insecta; Coleoptera; Chrysomelidae. The record is from the annotation of a GenBank genome assembly.